Pocillopora damicornis (cauliflower coral) is the source of this 4551-nucleotide messenger RNA. Its product is annotated as cytosolic 10-formyltetrahydrofolate dehydrogenase. Gene Ontology annotation, biological process: 10-formyltetrahydrofolate catabolic process; biosynthetic process; one-carbon metabolic process. Gene Ontology annotation, molecular function: oxidoreductase activity, acting on the aldehyde or oxo group of donors, NAD or NADP as acceptor; formyltetrahydrofolate dehydrogenase activity. Lineage: Eukaryota; Metazoa; Cnidaria; Anthozoa; Scleractinia; Pocilloporidae. The record is from RefSeq and is a predicted model, not a curated record. Gene Ontology annotation, cellular component: cytoplasm.
AGUUUUUAGUUUUACUACGUGCGCUGGUUGGAUUUGUUGCCUUCAAUACGCAGAUUUCGAAGUGUACGCAUUAUCGAAUCAACCAGUACUCGGAUUUUGGUUCAGUCGAGCGAAUUAUGCUCAGUGCAUUUCGUUUUGUACAAGUUGCAGCGAGAAGGACCAUAUACACAUCAACAAACGCCAUGGGAUCGUUGAAAGUUGCCGUGAUCGGCCAGUCGCAGUUUGGUUUGGAAGUCUACAAAAACCUCAGAUUAAAAGGCCACGAGAUCGUCGGAGUAUUUACAGUUCCUGAUGUUAAAGGAAAACCAGAUGUUCUUGCGACAGGAGCCGAGCAAGAUGGAGUGAAAGUCUUCAAAUUUCCGAGAUGGAGAACAAAAGGGGAACCGAUUCCCGAAGUUGUAGAAGCGUACAAAGCUUGCGAAGCUGAAUUAAACGUGCUUCCAUUCUGUUCGCAGUUUAUUCCCAUGAACGUUAUUGAUUUCCCUAAACAUGGUUCAAUCAUUUAUCAUCCUUCUUUGCUGCCGAGACACCGAGGAGCUUCAGCUAUCAAUUGGACUUUAAUGGAAGGAGACGAGCAAGGAGGCUUUAGUGUGUUCUGGGCUGAUGAUGGUCUGGAUACAGGUCCAAUCCUUCUUCAAAAGAGUGUAGAUAUUGAUCCCAAUGAGACAGUUGACUCCUUGUACAACCGAUUCUUGUAUCCGGAGGGCAUCAAAAGCAUGGUGGAAGCAGUUGAUUUGAUUAGUGAUGGAAAAGCUCCAAAAAUUCCUCAACCAGAAGAAGGAGCCACUUAUGACAAAAUAUGGAAAAAGAAAGAAGUGGCCAAGAUCAACUUUGCCCAGCCUGCUACUGUGUUGCACAACUUCAUUCGUGGAAAUGAUAAGCUUCCAGGAGCAUGGGCCAUGAUUGAUGGUCAGCAAGUAACAUUUUAUGGGUCAUCACUGACACCUGGCGAUAAACCACCUGAUGGUUCUGCAGUCACAAUUGAAGGCCUGGAAAUGCCUGCCAUAGUGCACAGUGGGGGUAUGACGUUGACAGGAACUGAUGGCAAGAUGUUAACAGUAAAGACCCUUCAGCUUGAGGAUGGACGUAUGAUUCAGGCAUCUAAAUUUGGUCAGGUGGAAGAAGCAGCAGAAGCUAUUGAGCUCACAGAGGAGGAAAGAGCCAUGGAAGGAAAGUUGAGGGAAAUUUGGACAGGAAUUUUGUCAAAUCCUGAUAUUGUUGAAGACACUGACUUCUUCAAGGCUGGAGCUGGUUCAAUGGAUGUUACGCGGCUUGUUGAAGAGGUGAAAGAAAAAUGUUCAAUAGUACUGGAGGCAGAGGAAAUUUAUAUGAAUACAAGAUAUGGAGAUUUUGUUCGAUUGUCUGUCCUGAGGUAUCGUGGAGGAGGACAGGAGGAAUUCAGCUGUAGUACUGUUGACAUGGAUGUGAACCACAUGACCAUACAAAUGCCUCAUCAGCUGUUUAUUAAUGGAGAGUUUGUGGAUUCUUCCAAUGGACGCACAUUUGACACUAUCAACCCAACAGAUGGCUCAGUUCUUGCCAAAGCCUCCCUUGCCAGUGUGGAGGAUGUGGAUAAGGCUGUUGCAGCAGCAAAGGAAGCAUUUUACAAUGGGCCAUGGGGAACAAUGAAUGCUAGAGAUCGUGGACACUUGAUUUAUAAGUUGGCUGACCUGAUGGAAGAACACCAGGAAGAACUUGCCACUAUUGAAUCUCUUGACUCUGGUGCUGUGUAUACUCUGGCCCUCAAGACACACAUAGGAAUGUCUAUUGCCACACUGCGUUACUUUGCUGGAUGGGCUGAUAAGAUUCAGGGACUGACGAUUCCUAUCAAUAAUGCAAAACCAAACAGGAACUUGUGCUACUCAAAACGAGUACCAAUUGGUGUCUGUGGUUUGAUUGUGCCUUGGAACUAUCCACUGAUGAUGCUAGCAUGGAAGAUCUCUCCGCUUUUGGCUGCUGGUAACACUGUUGUGCUCAAACCAGCACAGGUAACACCAAUGACAGCUCUGAAGUUUGCUGAACUCUCUGCCAAAGCUGGAUUUCCCAAGGGUGUCAUCAAUAUCCUACCUGGAUCAGGGUCUGUAGUUGGAAAUCGUAUCUGUGUUCAUCCUGAUAUCAGAAAAGUUGGUUUCACUGGAUCAACUGACACUGGACGGUCGAUAAUGUCAAGCUGUGCCGUCAAUGUCAAGAAAUGUUCAUUGGAGUUGGGUGGGAAAUCACCUCUUGUAAUAUUUUCUGACUGUGACAUGGACAGAGCUGUGCGACAGGGAAUGAUGGCUUGUAUGUUUAACAAAGGAGAGAACUGCAUUGCUGCUGGACGACUUUUUGUUGAAGCAUCCAUUCAUGAUGAAUUUGUGCAGCGAGUGGUGGAAGAAAUAAAAAAGAUGAAAAUUGGGGAUCCACUUGAUCGUUCAACAGACCAUGGUCCUCAGAAUCACAAAGCUCAUCUUGACUCUCUUGUUGACUAUUGCAAGAAAGGUGUGGAGGAAGGAGCCACACUAGUGUAUGGUGGAAAACAGCUUGACAGGCCAGGGUACUUUUUUGAACCCACUGUGUUCACAGAUGUGAAAGACAACACAUUUUUGUCACAAGAAGAAUCAUUUGGCCCAAUUAUGAUUAUCUCUAAAUUUGAAGAUGGUGAUGUUGAAGGUGUUUUGAAGAGUGCCAAUGGUACAGAAUAUGGAUUAGCUUCUGGAGUGUUUACAAAGGAUUUGAGCAAGGCUCUUCGUGUGGCUGAUGGACUGGAUGCUGGGACUUGUUUUGUGAACACUUACAACAAGACAGAUGUGGCUGCCCCUUUUGGUGGGUUCAAGCAGUCUGGCUAUGGAAAAGACUUGGGGGAAGAGGCUCUUAACGAAUACCUGAAGACUAAAGUUGUUACUGUAGAAUACUGAACAUCUGAAUUAUUUUAUUUGUUAUGGAAUGCAGAAAUGGAUGUGCUAAUUUUUGUGAUAAUAUGGUACUUCAUUAGUCUUUUAGGAACCUUUAAAAAGGCUAAAACUGAAAUCUGUUCUGCUAACUCUGGCUCUAGUAAUGAUAGUCUUGACAUUCAGUGGAGUCUCAUUUUCUUUGAUCUCUUGUUGACCAGAGGAAAAAAGUUAGGCCCUCGUCAGUGUUAGUGAUAUUCUGCCUUGCCUUGAAACAUCAACAACAAAUUUCCAGAUGCUGAUCAUGAAAAUGUAAUGUAUUAACUUGUAUAAACAAGAGUACCGGUAUAUUAAGAAGAUUACUGAUUGGAACAGAAUGCUAUCAAUUUUUUUUUUAAUUUAAGUCAAAAAUUUAUCUCUAAUACCAACACCAAGGAGGAAAUAUGUAGUAAGAAUAUUUGAUUUGAUGUUACAAGAGGUUUCAAAGAAAAUAUGUUUGUACUGUUAGCCCUUUAACUCCCAUUAGUGACCAAGACACAAUUUCUCCUAACAAUAUCAAUACAAUAUCAAGCAGACAAGUGAUGAGAAUGAAGGACGAUAUCAAUAAGGGGAUUAAAGUGGUUGAUCAAACACUAAAUUCUCCCAACUAACAUCUUAAGGAUUGUAUGGUAGAGAGUAAGGAGAAUUUCUGAUGAGAUCUUGGGAGUGUAUUUGUAAGGGUUAAUUUGUAGAAAUUGCAGCAGAGAUACAAUGACAGAAAUCAUUUUCUAUUGAGUUGUAGGUUGAAGUAUGUUAGCAAUUUUUAUCCAUUGGCAUCAUAAGUAAUAUAUGGACACAAGUUAAGUUGACAAACUGACAGUAGUUUAGCAUGGUCUGUACUCUUGUUGACAGUGAUAUUUUUAAACCACUGUUGCUUUGUUUUUACCAGUAUCAACUGCAAAUGAAAUGAUUAUUUCAGUGCAUGACCUCUGUGUGACAUGUUGAUGCACAUAGCAUUGUCUGCACUCUUAUCAACAAUGGCAAAUUGGCCAAUCAGAUUGUACAAUUAUUGCCAAUUGUGAUAAAAAACUUUUUUAUAUGGAUCCAGGUCAAAAGGGGUAUCAGAUCACAAGGAUUUUCUAAAUAUUGAAUGACUUGCAUGCCGUAGUUGAGUUGUACAUGUACAUGUAUGUAGAUAUUUUGAGCAAGCCCACAGCCAAUAGGAAGAAUAGGAAGUCACUUAAUUUGCAUGCACUUUGUUGCCUGAGCACAAGCAAUAAAUUUUGACAGUAUUCUAUUUUAGAGAUUUAGACUUGCUGCUAAAUUAUUGUGCUGCACUGUGGCUAUUAUUCAUGUCUGGCUUCAGCAAUUAUCAUUUGCAGUGCUAAUUUGCAGCAAGGUGAAGGCAAAUUCAUCUAAUCCAUUGUUAAAAUCUCUGCAAUAUUUAAAUUAUUGUCAAAUUGUGUAGUACAUGCCAUAUUACUUUUUUAGAUGUCACAAUAUGUCCUAUUUUGUCGCGUAGCGACUGAAAAAAAAAUGUCUGUUUAGUUAUACUAUUCAUAGUGAAUAUCAAAAAUGAUUAAUUUUGAUAUUAGGUAAUUAGUGCCUGCUUUAAGCUUUAGAGAGACAACUAUUGCAUGUACUUUAUUUUUGAGCUGCUUAAUGAAUGAUGCCAAUUAAAAGCUUUAAGCUGUUAUUGAUUGAA